GACCGUUAUACCACGGACUCGGAGUGUCUAGAAGCGGAGCACCACGUGGUGUAUUCCCAUUGGAUUCAAGAACCAAGAAAACAAACUCCUUUUCGUCUCUUACUUUCUCCGCGGGCGGAGUUUCUGGGUUUCUCUUUCGCUUUUCUGCAUUCCGUCGAUUUCGAUUCUUGGAUUACCGCUUUUUUGCAAGAUUGAGUCUUCUGGUACUUCAAAUGCCUUCACCAAUCUCGCCUCAGUGGCAUGACAAGGCUAGUGAUUUCUUUCAGUCCUCAGGAUGGAGAGGUCAUGCCCAAAUAUUGAUAAAUAGGGGUCAAGCUUAAAGAAGCAGGACAGUCUGCUGGAACAUUUCUUGGCGAGGUUGCAAAGGAUGCCAAAGAAAAUGCUACAGAUGUGGCAGAAAAAUUUGGUUCGGUAGUCAGAAGCCGGUGGGCUAGCUUCCAACAGCCAUCUACAAGGCAUGCUAUGCAGGAACAUCUUAUUUCUGCAGCUGCUACAACAAGCAUGUUUUUGAGGAGGGGUUUUUCGGAGACGAAAGAUAAGGUGGUUGUUGGAAAGACAAAAGUAGAAGAGGUGGCAAAGAAGACUGCUGAAAAGAGCAAGAAUCUUCUCUCUGACAUAGAGCGAUGGCAAAAGGGAGUUGCAAGUACUGAUGUGUUUGGGGUCCCAAUUGAGCUUGCUGUCCAACGCCAGCAGUCCAGUAUACCAAUUCCAAGUAUAUUGAUGAAAUGUGCAGAUACCCUCAUAUUAUCAGGGCUGAACUCCAAGGGGUUGUUCAGAGCACCGGGGGACAAAAAAGCUCUCCGGCAAUUAGUAUCCUUGUAUAAUCAAGAACCAAAUGCAUCACUACCAGAGGGUCUUAAGGCAGUUGAUGUUGCAGCUCUUAUUAAGUAUUAUAUUGCAAGCCUCCCUGAGCCAUUGACCACUUUUGAGCUGUAUAAUGAUAUAAAAAACGCUCGUUCCAGCAUCCAUUUAAUGAGAGAGAUUCUCAAGAAACUGCCUACUGUUAACUAUAUGACUUUGGAACUAAUUACUUCACUUCUUCUUCGUGUUAGCCAGAAAUCUCUUCUUAAUGGGAUGGAUGCUCGAAGCCUUGCAAUAGAAAUGGCCCCUAUCAUUAUGUGGCAGAAAGGCCACAGACCAGAACACUAUGAACACUUCUGUGAUCAACCAUCAAAACUUGAUUAUAAGGCUGAUGUAGAUUCUGCCUCCAACUACAGAGCAUUGGACAUGCUUCCAGAAGACGACGGUGCAACUCAAGAUGUAUCAUCCUCGAUUCCGCUCAAUGAUGGUGUGCCUCUAGAUUUUCACGCUAUUGAAGUUAUUCAGUGUUUGAUCGAGCAACACAAUGCAGUUUUCACAGAUGCAAAUGAAACUGUCUGGUGAUGAUUUGCGACUGUCAUAUCCCAUGCACUGCACACAUUCUUUAGACUAGACUAAGAAAAUAACAUGUCAGAAAGAAUUAGAAUUCUCUGUAAAAUCCUAUAGCUGAUGUGUUUCUCCAGCAAUGCACUUUGGUAGUAUCAUUUGUAAAUCUUUGUCUUCUCUGUUGUAACACAUUCUAGGUUCAACCAUCAAAAUGAUUGACAAUUCUUCAUUGUCAUAUUUGAUA
Molecule: messenger RNA, 1609 nt
Organism: Sesamum indicum (sesame)
Lineage: Eukaryota; Viridiplantae; Streptophyta; Magnoliopsida; Lamiales; Pedaliaceae
Product: putative Rho GTPase-activating protein At5g61530
Biological process (GO): signal transduction
Source: RefSeq, a predicted model, not a curated record